Sorghum bicolor (sorghum) is the source of this 2369-nucleotide messenger RNA. RefSeq lists its product as uncharacterized. NCBI's taxonomy places the organism in Eukaryota, Viridiplantae, Streptophyta, Magnoliopsida, Poales, Poaceae. The record is from RefSeq and is a predicted model, not a curated record. Gene Ontology annotation, molecular function: protein binding. The coding region runs from base 802 to 2046 and encodes 414 amino acids. The transcript has 10 exons.
UCCCCGCACGCCCGCGCCUCGCGCCGUAACCCCACGCGGUGACGGCAACCCCCGCUCGCCGCCCGCCGGCCACAGGCGACGAGCAUCCGCCUCCUCUCGCCGGCGACGAGCCUCCGUCCCUGCAACUUGGACCCAGGCUCCAGGGAAAGUUCAUCCCCUUCCCUGUUCUCGAUCUCCUCCUCCUCCUCUUCUUCUUCAGUUCGUAGCCGCUUGUUGCUUGAUUUCUUUGCUCCCCACUUCGUCUUCCUCUCCCCAUUCUCAAUCUAUUUGGAUGCAGUAGAUGGCGUCUCCAAAUAUGAGCAGUGCUAGUGCUAGCGGUCUUUUGGUCUGGAUGAGCCGCCGGUUGAUAUUGUGGAUGACAAUGAACCAAAUAAGGAAUACGAACUUGCUGCUGCAUGAAUUGCAAGCCCGAAUGCCUUUUUAUUAAUUUUCUAAAUUUCAGAGAGACUACUAUAUUUGAGAGCUGAUGAGACUUCAGACCUUCUGUGAUGUAAUAAUACUACUCUUAAGUAGUUCAUUGUGAGGUUUAAUUGUUAUAUCGGUUUUAAAUUCAGACCUGCAUUACUAUGAUUUUUAUUUUUUUAGAAAAAAUAGUAACGUAUCUGUGUAUCGGGUAUCAGGUUUUUUUUUUAUAGAAAUUACUGUAUCUGCUUAUCUGUAUCCUUACAUGUAUCUGUAUCCGUGCAACUUAGUUCUGAACAAAUGCUACUGGAUAAAGUCUGAUUGUGAAAUAGUUGUAGUGUUGAAAUCAUUCGAAACCACCAUCUGAUCUAACUUCUGUAGUAGUACUAACUAACACAGAUGCGGAGGAGGAGGAAGCAGACCGCAGAAGGAAAAGGAGCCUCAGCUCUAAAGAAGGCAAAGCCAGGAGAGAGUUCAACUGCCCAAGCUGGUGCACCCCAAUCUCGAUACCCGCCAUUUUCAACAAGCGGCAAGAUCAACGAUCUGCAGAAAUGGAAUGAGGAGUGCCAUAAGAUCAGUGAUAUGCUUGAAAAAGAUCCUGAUCGCAUUCGCUAUGCCGCGAUGGAGCCCAAAGACUCGGGCACCACCAAUUCUGUCCAGAGCCCAGGAGACAAGAUGAUGAUUCUGCGCGCAGCACGCGGUGUUGUCCAUGUUUCCAUUAUGCAUGAUGGGGAGAGGCUACCACAGUGUUCUGGGAUCAUCAUUAGACACUGGUCUGAGACACCUGCUUGCCACCAUGCCAUUAUAGUGACGUGUUCUGAAGCUGUGUGCAUAGAAGGCAGGAAACUUGAUCCCUUACCCAAGCUAUCUGUUGGCUUGUCGGGCAAGAAGACUGUCUUGGAUGCAGAGCUUCUUUACUUAAGUGAUCAUUAUGACAUUGCUCUACUGCGCAUCUCUUUAGAUUUUCCACUUGAGCUCCCUUCUGUUGGACAUGGCCCGGAGUAUGGUCAAGAAGUUUUUGUGUUGGCUAGGGACGAUGACAUGUCCUUGGGGGUUAGGCAUGGAAAUGUCAAAUGGCUAGAGGAAUCAAACAUUUUAGGGCGUGACUUCUACAUGUUUCUCAGCUGUGACCUCCCUGUGGGUGGCAAUGGUGGAAUGGUGAUUGACCACAGUGGGAAGGUUAGAGGGAUGGUUGUCAGUUGGGAUCCACAUCCUGCUGUUAUUUCAAUUUCUACUAUUGUAAAAUGCGACGACAUGUUUAGACAGUUCAAUCGCGUUGCUCGUCCCAUUCUUGGUUUAAACGUCAGAACAAUAGCGAUGUUGGACGUGCAGCUCCAGGAGGAUCUCUCUGAUAUCGACAUCAAUAGUGGUUAUCUUAUAGAUAAGGUACAAUAUGACUCUGAUGCUGAGAAUCAUGGUAUUAAACUUGGUCACGUGAUUAUUUCGAUCAAUGGGCGGGAUGCUCUAACAUUACCUGAGUUGGAAGAUUAUCUUCUAUCAAUUGGUUUGGACUAUUUGAGAGACAAUUCCAUGAAUGAUAUUAAGCUUAUAGUGUGUGAACUCAGAAGUGGUGUGAGAAGAGAAGUUGCACUUCCUGCCAGAUUCAGUGACGCAUGUCAGCGGCUUGAUGCAUGGGCUGACUAGGUUUUUUGCGAGCCUUCCUCCUCAAGGUGACAACUAGACACGCCCAGCGACUGAUAAGGUGUUCGAUUGUUCUUGACGUUGUGGUUGCUGCUCAGCUCAGCUUGGCUCAACGUGGGAAGAUGAAGCAGACAAAACUAUGAGAUUGUCUGAUGUAAUCUAGAGCAUUGGGAAGUGGGAACCUCGUCUUAAUUCUUUCUUUUUCCUAGUGCCACUUGCAUACGCACCUAUGCGCAGCUUAUGAGAUUGGCAUUAUUGGUCGGAGGUUACUGAAACUUUGUUUUCAUAUCAACUUCCGGCUGUGCUACCAAAGCAGCCAUGUUCCA